AUGAACUCCGAGCUUGCUCUUCACAAGGAGCUUCAGAAGAGGCUCGCGGAAUACCGCAGUAGACGCGGCUUCAACCCCGCCACUUGGAUUGAGCGCAAGUGUGCCGUGCUGAACGAAUAUAUGGCCUCCAAUGGACUCAAGGUGUGUGUUACAAGUGUUUCUGGCGGGAUCGACUCUGCGGUGGUGCUGGCCCUUUGUUCAAGGGCAAUGCAAUUGCCUAACAGCCCCAUUUUGAAGAAUAUUGGACUCUGUCAGCCAAUCUGCAGCAGUGCUUGGGCGCUUGAGAGAGGACUGGAGAACAUUCGGUCUUGCCGGGCAUUGGAGGUCGUUGUGGACCAGACAGAAAUUUUCAGCCAGUUGUCAAAGACUAUCGAGACGGCUGUUGGGAUCGAGGGUACUGACUUUGCCAGGGGACAGCUGCGAAGUUACAUGCGCACUCCGGCGGCGUACUACGUGGCACAGCUCUACAGUCAAGGCGGAACUCCGGCGAUCGUCAUGGGUACAGGGAACAUGGACGAGGAUGGCCACUUGGGUUACUUUUGCAAGGCGGGCGACGGCGUUGUUGACGUGCAGACCAUCUCCGACCUGCACAAGAGUGAGGUGUUUCAGGUGGCACGGGAACUUGGCGUGCCGGCGAAAACGCUCCAGGCGCCUCCGUCGGCGGAUCUUUGGAAUGGUCAGACGGACGAGGAAGAACUCGGUUUCCCAUACGACUUUGUAGAGCUCUACACGGGCUGGUGUCUGCGGUUGAGCGACGAGGAGCGAGAGUCAUUCCUGCAUUCCCUCUCCGCCGCGGCUCGCGAGCAGUACGAAAAGUAUAGGGAUGCAUGUGAAAAUGUCCAUCGUCGCAAUGCCCACAAACUUGCCGGCGUCAUCAACUUGUAA
Trypanosoma conorhini is the source of this 885-nucleotide messenger RNA. RefSeq names its product NAD+ synthase. The record is from RefSeq and is a predicted model, not a curated record. Gene Ontology annotation, molecular function: NAD+ synthase (glutamine-hydrolyzing) activity; glutaminase activity. The coding region runs from base 1 to 885 and encodes 294 amino acids. The transcript has a single exon. Gene Ontology annotation, biological process: NAD+ biosynthetic process. Gene Ontology annotation, cellular component: cytoplasm. NCBI's taxonomy places the organism in Eukaryota, Euglenozoa, Kinetoplastea, Trypanosomatida, Trypanosomatidae.